Messenger RNA from Lucilia sericata (common green bottle fly), 786 nucleotides. Its product is annotated as antigen 5 like allergen Cul n 1-like. The coding region runs from base 13 to 786 and encodes 257 amino acids. The record is from RefSeq and is a predicted model, not a curated record. Lineage: Eukaryota; Metazoa; Arthropoda; Insecta; Diptera; Calliphoridae. The transcript is spliced from 3 exons.
AAAACUAAUAACAUGAAUAAGUUUUUAGCAGUUUUCUGUUUAGUGACUUUGGCUGGCUCUGUGUUAGCUAAGGAAUAUUGUAACAAAAACCUUUGCCAUAAUGGUAACAAACAUAUUGCCUGUGAUAAUGAUGGAAAAUUCCAUUCCACUUGUCCUGAUGAUGCGGAAAAACGUGAAAUGACCGAAUCGCUGAAAAAGUUGAUAGUCGAAGCACACAAUGAGAAACGUAAUAUUGUUGCUGGUGGUGAUGUUAAACAUCUUAAGCCUGCCUGUCGUAUGGCCACCAUGGAAUGGGAUGAUGAAUUGGCUUCUUUGGCUGAAUAUAAUGUUUUACAAUGUAAAAUGAAUCACGAUAAAUGUCACAAUACUGAAGACUUUAAAUAUUCAGGACAAAAUCUUGGUGAAAUGGGUUUUAGAGGCAAUGCUAAUGAUACUGCUAACAUACAAAAAUCUAUUGAAAUGUGGUUUGAAGAGAAAAAGGAUGUCAAACAAUCGAUUAUAGAUAAAUAUCCUAAGGGUUAUAAGGGACCAAAAAUUGGUCACUUCACUGUUAUGAUGGCUGAUCGUAAUAUACGUGUGGGUUGUGCUGCUGCUACUUACUCUGUGUCGGGCAAAGAUUAUAAAAAUUAUUUGUUUGCUUGCAAUUAUGCUGCCACCAAUAUGAUUGGUUUCGCCAUCUAUAAAAGCUGCGAUAAGUCGGCUGAUGAUUGUAAAUCUGGCACUAAUCCAAACUAUGAAAAUUUGUGUUCCUCAUCGGAAUCUUAUAAUGUUAAUAAAUAUCCUUAG